CCUACAAGAUGGAGUCCGUAAACAAAGCUGGACAUUUAAUGAGUCUCGCAGCUCUACAGCAAUAUGAUCCGUACAUAAAUAGACUUCUUGACUUGACGGGUCAGGUGGCACUGUACACGUUCAACUCCAAAGCAAACGAAUGGGAGAAAACCGACAUCGAAGGUACAUUGUUUGUGUAUGCCAGAUCAGCAUCUCCUUACCAUGGGUUCACCAUCAUGAAUCGCUUGAGCACAGAGAACCUGGUGGAGCCCAUCAAUAAAGACCUGGAGUUCCAGUUGCAGGAUCCCUUCCUCCUCUACAGGAAUGCCAACUUGGGAAUAUACAGUAUUUGGUUCUAUGAUAAGACAGACUGUCAGCGCAUAGCCCAGCUGAUGGUGAGGAUAGUGAAAGAGGAGGCUAUGCGGGCACAGCUGACAUCCCCCGAGCGAGCGAUGGUGGGCCGCACCAAUGGCUGUGUGGAGACAAGACCCAUAGACAUCCUGGAGCUUCUCAGCAAGGCCAAAGAGGAGUACAACAGGGGCCAGUCGGCCGACUCUGAUCCUCCAAGGGGCAUGAAUGCAGGCCAGAAGCAGGAUGCAGGGAAGAGCCCCACAGUGCCCCCAUCGGCCCAGGACAAGAGCACCACUCAUACAGUUGUGAAGCAGAUUACGGUGGAAGAGCUAUUUGGCACCCUGCCCAAAGACCCUGCUCCCACCGCACCACCACCCGCCAUUCCCCCAGCACAGAGCGCCCCCGACUCCUCCUCGUCCUUGUCCCAGCCCCCCAGUGAAGGCUUUAUGCACGGCCGAGCAUACGCACCAGCAGCCCCACCCAUGGAACCUCUGCUCACCCCCCGACUUGCCGCAGACCCCGGGGGGACCCACGACCGGCCGCUCAUCCCAGGACUGGUGUCUCUCCUCCAGCAUCCUCCUCCACCUACGACCACGAGCACCUCCAGGGAGCCCCAGCAGGUGACCUCCGUCUCCCCGCGGCUGGUGGCGCCCUCUACAGGCUCGGAUCCUCCAUUAGCGGCCCUGGGUCCACCCAAUGCACCACCAUCCGCCCCGCCAGCCUACAUGGGGACCCCCUCCAAGGCGGAUGGCCAUGGAAUAACGAUAGCCCCCCUGGCCCCCAGCUUCCUCUCCAACUCCCUGGUGACGCCACAGAGCUUCAGGGACCCCGUCCCCAAGCCCCCGGCGGCCUUUGGCAGCAUGCCCACCGUGCCUGUUCAGCCAAAUAAAGAAGUGGACAUGUUUGCACAAUCUCAGAGCUUGGUGAAAAACAUUCCUCAGGUCCCCUUGAAGUCAGGCCUGGUGGUGGCGGGGACAGAACUGUCCCUGCUCCUGUCACCAAGCGCAUUCCAGCAUUCUAUCUCCAAGACAACAGACUCGACCAGAGGCCAGGCUCCUCCCUCCUCUCCCCCAGCCAAUUUAGGAAGCACAGAGCAGCAUCCACCUCCACAUCCACCUCCACAUCCAGCGGCAGCAGGAGCCAUGCUCAGCAAGCACCAGCUCCAGGACACACUCGUACACCUCAUCAAGAACGACCCCAGUUUCCUCAGUGCAAUCCACGAGGCCUACAUGCAGAGCCUGUCCAAAGACCUCAACAACAUGAAGCUAUAGCCAUCGCAGCCCCCAGACUGAAACAAGGCCUGAAGGCAGGCAGUCACGGACAGAAGGAUUGAAAGAAAGAAGGCAAGAGGAGGGAGGGGGCGACAGCUUCAAUCCUGUCCAGGUCAGCCCAGGUGGAGCCCUCAUCAUGGUGGUCUAAAGAAGGGAAGUCUUAAUGUAAGGACGGAUGAGGGAGGGCAAAGGUGGUUCGACCAGAGUCUGGGUCACUGACUGGUCACUUUCUAACAUUAAUACACACACACACACACACACACACACACACACACACACACACCUAUGUACCUUCACACCAACAUACCUCUCCGCUUCACAGACCAUCCAGUUUAUAGGGACAUGGGCCACAUCAGAAGGAUUUGGGCCCUGUGUUGCCUUGGUAACACCAGUGGUUAUGCCUACUCUGAGGGCACUUAUGCCAGUUAAGUCACCAUAACCUCAAAUUAACAGUUUUGAGAGAGGUCCAGCAAAGAGCCGUUUCUCUUUGUGUGUUGUUGCACUGCUGCAUUCCUCCCACUUUCUAAACCAUGUUUUCCCUCUAAUGUUAUGAUUUCCCUCUUGAGUUUUUUUUGUUGUUGUCCUGAAACGCUUGGUCAUUCUCUAAUUCUACAUGUUUCUUUCUCAUUCGCUGGGUCCAUCCCAUUAUGUUAUCUCCCAUCAUCGACUUGUGCUUGUGGCCAAGUGCUUCGCUGGUGCCCUGCUUCCGUGCAGAAAGCAAUGAAAUUACCUUGCUGUCAGCCGGGGCACAACAACUUUUGGAGGACUUUUCCCAAUUCAGCAUCCCAAUUGAAAAUGAGAAAAUGACCUCUGAGUUGCGUUUUUGCGAGAUAUUGAAUUUAACUUUUAUUGUCAAUGACGUCUUGCAACAUCAUCACGGGCCCACAAGCACAAGGGAGGACGGGAGAUGACAUAUUGAAGAGGACCCUCUGUCUUCGGCAUCGGAUGUCUUGUGGCCUUCCUUACAUACUGUACGUAUAUCUUCUUCUCUGCACUCUGCUGCCAGCAUUCCCUUAAAGUGUGUUAGGGAACUUGUGCAAUAUAAAGCAAUGCAUCAUGGGAUUUUUUUGUAGUCCCUUGUACAAAAAAAGGGUAGUAAAUGGACUCUGUGUUGGUAUUUUUUUGUUUGUUUAUCUUUGUUAAAGAUUUAGGUAUAGAUGAGAUAUAGGCAUGAAUGAUGUUGUUUGAAUAUCGUGGCCAUUGACUGGCCGUGAAAUCUGCAGUAGUGAAAUACUGCACAACUCACAACUAACCACCAUCACUGCACUAGACCAGCAGAACUAGGGGAGGAUUGUUUACAAAAUGCCUGAAAAGGGGCUUUCGUAGUUGUUUUUAACUCCUUUAAAAGGGAAUUUGGGGGCUCAUGGUGCACCUUUCCCGUAUGAAUUUGUUGUCGUUUUAAGGUGACUCAUUUAAAUAUUUGUUUUGAUCUUCAACUUGUGAAAUUGGCCUCCUAUGUAUAGAUAAAUAUCUUCUAACAGGUACAUUUUUGAGAAUUGGUUGAUUUUAUUAGUUGGCUUAUUAGUACAUGUUGCAAAAAUUUUACAAUCACUAAAAGCACUGACUACUGCAGCUAUUGAGGAGGUCCAAUCAAUCAAGCACUUGACAUGCCAAAUUACCAUUGAACCUGAAUAGACGUCUACCAUUAUUCUGAGUUGUGGUCAACUCAUGUCUGUGAUUUUUUUUUUUUGUUGUGCAUAUAAAAGCAAAUUUUGAUCCCAUAUAUAAAAGGCCCGCAUCAUUUAAGGUUAUCAAUAGAAGUUUAGCGUGCAAUAUUGUAUUUGGCUGUUGGAGAUUUCAUGAAAAAAGGUAACCGUUCACAUCUGUCCAGCUCUACAGCUACAGAUAAAGAAUGAGAGGAGAAAAGAGGAGUUUUUUUUCUUCUUUUCGUUAAAGUGGUUGUACACUUGUAUGUAUACACACAAUUGUGCCAUAGAUAAAGUCUUUGCUGUAUGCCAUAGUGGUAAGCAUGAGCUUAAUCCUGAUUGUUGACCAAAUUGUGUUUCAAAACGAUGAUAAAUGAAUAGACAAACUUGUAAAAUUGGCAGCCCCUUCCAAUGCCCUGGUAGGCUAUGACCAGUCAAGUGGUCCUACCUCUCCAAAGUAACUUUUUUUUCCUCCAAUGAAAAGACAUUAAAAUGUUCUGAACAGGUCUGAUUUAUUUCAAAAUAUCCUAUGGUAAAGCAUUUUUCAAGAUAGCUGAUAUUUUUCGUAAGGGCUGAACAGCUUAUGUGCUUGUUGUGCCAUGUCACAUAUUUGGUUUGCAUUCGAUAUUCAUUAUGUACUCUGACUGCCCUUAAAAAGCACAGUUGACAUAGGCAACUCAUUACGUAUUCAACUGUGGAACAGUGGAAUGUUUCUUCCUCCUUUUGUGAAACUUGAAUGUCUUUCAAAUUAAAAAAAUACUGUACAAUGGCUCUAUGUGUUUACAAGUAUGUUUACUCAAGUGAAGUGCAUUUAGAGGGCCACAACGCGCUGUGUUAUGGCAAGACAUACAGUAUGCUUACGGCAUGUAAACUUAUGGAGCCAACCAUAUUACAACCUUUGUUUGACAAUAGCAAUUUCUGACUAUGAAGAACUGAAGAAAACUAUUCCAAUCAUGUCAAUAAAAAUCCAUAAAGCAUACUGUGUCCGUGUUGAGAAU
This is a messenger RNA of Engraulis encrasicolus (European anchovy), 4245 nucleotides long. RefSeq names its product decapping mRNA 1A (gene dcp1a). Lineage: Eukaryota; Metazoa; Chordata; Actinopteri; Clupeiformes; Engraulidae. The record is from RefSeq and is a predicted model, not a curated record. The transcript is spliced from 10 exons. Gene Ontology annotation, molecular function: mRNA binding; enzyme activator activity. Bases 9 to 1601 code for a protein of 530 amino acids. Gene Ontology annotation, biological process: positive regulation of catalytic activity; deadenylation-dependent decapping of nuclear-transcribed mRNA; deadenylation-independent decapping of nuclear-transcribed mRNA. Gene Ontology annotation, cellular component: P-body.